AUGGCGAAGCAUCAAACUGAAAUAGAAUCUUUAGACUGUGCUACUCGCCGGCUAGAAGAAUCGAUUGCAGAUCAAGAACGACAUUUUCAGAAAGAGUGUCGAAAUUAUGAAGUUCAAUUACAAAACUUACAAAGACAAGCAAAACAAGCUCAAGAAUAUUACGAACAAUUACGGAAAGAUACAGCAGCUGCUCAAGAACAACUCCGAUCAACAUACAUGUGCUCUCGCGAGAGCCCACAGAAGACGCCGACAUGGUUGCACCAUUUUUGUAUACUGCAGAUACGAAGAAUAACAGAAUUCAACGAUGGCAUUUGA
Messenger RNA from Adineta ricciae, 315 nucleotides. The record is from the annotation of a GenBank genome assembly. NCBI's taxonomy places the organism in Eukaryota, Metazoa, Rotifera, Eurotatoria, Adinetida, Adinetidae.